UUGGUGAACAGAAGAGAAAUUAUUUAAAAUGGAAAAUACUAACAAAGAAAUAAAAACUCCCAACAAUAAAUUAAGAAGUUUAGGUUUAAGACGAAGUGCCCAAAGAAGUACAAUUAAGAAAACACCACUGAGUGAUGUUAAAGUAAGUUAUCACUCUCUUCAAAAUCAAUCUUCAACAGAAGUAUCGUCACCUUGUACCCCAAGACUAUCGCAAACAAUAGCUUCAUCUACUAGCUCUAAAAAUUGCCUGCCAUAUCGUCUAACACUGAAUCGAGGGGCACGAGAAAAGUACAAAAAGAAAAAGCUUGAGUUUGCAGCUAAUAAUUUACAAGUAGAAUUAGAGUCAGAACGUCCAUUAGAUCUACAUCAAGAAGUAGCCAAUAAGGAACAAAUCCUCCAGCGACAUCAAAAGCAUAAGCAAAAAGUUGAUGAACUGAAAAGUGUGAUUGCCAUCUGGGCAGAGGCAUUUAAAGCAUCUUUAGAAGAACUAUCAUCGAAAAUUGAACCAAAAAUGGAAGCUGAAGACUUGAUAGCUCGCCUGGGUAUUCCCCCUGACAUGAUUGACUACACUUAAGCCACCAACAAAUUUUUGAUAACAAUCUGUUCGUAUUUAUUUAUUUAUUUAAGAAAUAUAUAAUUUGUUUAUUUUUGAA
Eupeodes corollae is the source of this 653-nucleotide messenger RNA. RefSeq lists its product as uncharacterized. The coding region runs from base 29 to 574 and encodes 181 amino acids. The transcript has a single exon. The record is from RefSeq and is a predicted model, not a curated record. NCBI's taxonomy places the organism in Eukaryota, Metazoa, Arthropoda, Insecta, Diptera, Syrphidae.